Molecule: messenger RNA, 1735 nt
Organism: Capsicum annuum
Lineage: Eukaryota; Viridiplantae; Streptophyta; Magnoliopsida; Solanales; Solanaceae
Product: putative UDP-rhamnose:rhamnosyltransferase 1
Exons: 1
Coding region: 245-1666 (473 amino acids)
Molecular function (GO): UDP-glycosyltransferase activity
Source: RefSeq, a predicted model, not a curated record
GAGAAUCUAACAUAAUAUUUUACUCUACCCAAUAUAUAUUAAUUAAACACACCCACUAAUUUGGUCAUGUCAGGAAUAUAUUCUAAAAUCUUUCUUUCUUUUUUUUCAAGUGGCAUGGGUAGAUUUUAGCAUAUGCCAAACAUAAGAUAGUACUAUUAUAUAUUGAGUACUAUAAAAAACAGCAUAGAGAAGCACAAACAAAAUCAAAUUUUGUAAGCCAUUGAACCUCAAACUCCUCAAAUCCAUGGCCAAUAGUGAUGACAAUAAUACUACUACUAAAAAGCUUCACAUAGUUAUGUUUCCAUGGUUAGCUUUUGGUCAUAUUAUCCCAUUUCUUGAACUUUCCAAAUUCAUAGCUCAAAAAGGUCACAAAAUUUCUUUUAUUUCAACUCCAAGAAACAUUGAUAGACUCCCAAAACUACCCCCUCAAUUUUCUAAUUCCAUAAAUUUUGUUAAAAUCCCACUUCCACAAGUUGAUGGAUUACCAAAAAAUGCUGAGGCCACUAUGGAUGUAACAAAUGAAGAAAUGAUUUAUCUCAAGAAAGCAAUGGAUGGUAUGGAAAAAGAAGUGGCUAAUUUCUUGGAAACAAAUUCUCCUGAUUAUAUCAUUCAAGAUUUUGCACAAUAUUGGUUGGCUCCAAUUUCAUCAAGAUUAGGUAUAUCAAGAAUUUACUAUAGUAUAAUCAAUGCUUGGUUCAUUUCCUUCUUAGGUCCCAUUGAACACAUGAUCUACACCAACAAUACUUCACCUCCAAAGUUGGAGGAUUGUUUGGUACCACCAAAAUGGAUACCAUUUGAAACAAAGGCAGCAUAUCGCCGCCACGAGGCACAGUGGUUGGUUGAGUCUAGUAAGAAAAAUGUUUCUGGUGUUUCAGACAUGUAUCGUCUUGGUGUUACAACUAAAGGGUUAGAUGCAACUAUUGUUCGUCAUUGUUAUGAGUUUGAAGGUCAGUGGUUGAAAUUACUAGAAGAUAUGCAUGGUAUACCUGUGAUUCCCACAGGGUUGAUGCCACCUAUAGUGGACAAAGGUAGUAGUGAUGAAAAAAAUGAAUCUUGGAUAUCGAUUAAAGAAUGGUUAGAUGAGAAAUCCAAAGGUUCAGUUGUUUAUGUAGCAUUAGGAAGUGAAGUGACUGUUGGUCAGAGUGAGAUCGAUGAGCUAGCUCUUGGGUUGGAGUUAUCAGGACUAUCGUUCUUUUGGGUCCUGAGGAAGACAUUAGAGUCAGGUCUCAAGUUACCUGAUGGUUUUGAGGAAAGAACUAAAGGUAGAGGUGUAGUAUGGAAGAGUUGGGCGCCUCAGUUGAAAAUACUGAGUCAUGACUCAGUUGGUGGAUUUCUGACUCAUUGUGGAUGGAGCUCGAUCAUAGAAGGGCUAAUGUUUGGUCAUCCGUUGAUUAUGCUACCUUUUCUAGUAGAUCAAGGACUGAACGCUCGAAUCCUAGAGGAUAAAGGGGUUGGUGUAGAAGUUCCGAAAAAUGAAGAGGACGGGUCCUACACGGGUGACUCCGUGGCUAAGUCAGUGAAACUAGUAAUGGUGGAAAAUGAUGGAAAGAUAAUUCGAGAGAAAGCUAAAGAAAUGAUUUCCAUAUUUGGUAACAAAGAGCUUCAUGAUGAGUAUAUAGAAAAUGUGAUUAAAUUCUUGGAAAAUCAUGGGAAAGGGAAGAAUUAAUUAGCCAUAAUUUAUUUUGAAUCUUAAAUCUUAAUGUAAGACAGAAUAAAGUACACCAUUUUAGUGAAA